AUGCCAAAACAGGAUUAUUUUUGUAAAAGUGUAAUAUUUAAUAGGAAUAUUUUGAUUUCUGGAAAUUUUCACGGAAAUCUUUUGUUGUAUUCAAUUGAUACUAACGCUUUCUCUACGAUUCCUUAUGAUUUUGCACCGUAUAAAACUAAGGUACUUGCAAAUGCAGAAAGAAGAUUUUAUUUGUUUGAAUGCUUCAAUGGACUCAUUUAUGAAAGUGAAAUUGAAAACUACACUGUUUGGAGCCCAAUUUCCAAGACAACAUGCUCUUUUGAUGUUUAUCAAGCGUUUUGCUUGUAUAAGUCAGGAACAAUAUAUAUCGGGUGCAAUCAUAUUGAAAUUUACCAGGUCUUCAAGUCUAGCCUGAAAGAGAAAAAGAUAA
This is a messenger RNA of Blepharisma stoltei, 379 nucleotides long. Lineage: Eukaryota; Ciliophora; Heterotrichea; Heterotrichida; Blepharismidae. The record is from the annotation of a GenBank genome assembly.